Camarhynchus parvulus is the source of this 2841-nucleotide messenger RNA. RefSeq names its product LIM and SH3 protein 1 (gene LASP1). NCBI's taxonomy places the organism in Eukaryota, Metazoa, Chordata, Aves, Passeriformes, Thraupidae. Bases 107 to 886 code for a protein of 259 amino acids. Gene Ontology annotation, molecular function: actin filament binding. Gene Ontology annotation, cellular component: focal adhesion. The record is from RefSeq and is a predicted model, not a curated record. The transcript is spliced from 7 exons.
GGGCGGCGGCUCAGUGCAAGAAGAAGAAGAAGGCGGCGGAGGAGGGUGGGAGUGAUUUUUUUUUUUAUUUUUUUUCCCCCUCCUUCUUCCACGCGAGUUUUCCGCCAUGAAUCCCAACUGUGCGCGCUGCGGGAAGAUCGUGUAUCCCACGGAGAAGGUGAACUGCUUGGAUAAGUUCUGGCACAAAUCAUGUUUCCACUGCGAGACCUGCAAGAUGACCCUGAACAUGAAGAACUACAAGGGCUACGAGAAGAAGCCCUACUGCAACGCACACUACCCCAAGCAAUCCUUCACCAUGGUGGCAGACACGCCCGAGAACCUGCGCCUAAAGCAGCAGAGUGAGCUCCAGAGCCAGAUCCGCUACAAGGAGGAGUUCGAGAAGAACAAAGGGAAGGGUUUCAGCGUGGUGGCCGACACCCCCGAGCUGCAGAGGAUCAAGAAGACUCAGGAUCAGAUCAGCAACAUCAAGUACCACGAGGAGUUCGAGCGGAGCCGGAUGGGGCCCAGCCCCAGCGAGGGCUCGGAGCCGGAGCGCCGCAAUUCCCCGGAGAGCGGCGCCUACCGGAGAGCGGAGCAGCAGCAGCAGCACGGCCAACCCGGAGCCACAGUUUACCAGCAGCAGCAGCAGCAGCAGCCGCCUCCAUCCCAGUCCUACGGCUACAAGGAGCCAACUCCGGUCUCCUCACAGCGCAACGCCCCGGCCGGAGGGGGGAAGCGUUUCCGUGCCGUCUAUGACUACAACGCGGCGGACGAGGACGAGGUGUCCUUCCAGGACGGGGACACCAUCAUCAACGUGCAGCAGAUCGAUGACGGCUGGAUGUACGGCACGGUGGAGCGCACGGGGGACACGGGCAUGCUCCCGGCCAACUACGUGGAGGCCAUCUGAGCCCAGUGACGCGGCCCUGCCCUGUGUCCCCUCCCCGUGGCUGCGGCUCUUGUCCCCUCCCCGCCCACUCCGCCCUUCGAGCCGUGUCUCCUCCGGUUUCGGGGCCGUGCGGGGUGGGGAUCAAAGCUCCAGGGCAUUUCUCCUCCUGUCCCCUCUGUCCCUCCUGUCCUGCCCUCCCGGCCACCGGGAUGCCAGGAAAGGGCGGGAGAGGCCACCUUAGGACCAAAUUCCUGCUGUGGGGUGGGGAAAGCGAGGGGGGCUCACCCUGGGCUCGGGGUGGGCUGGCAGCUCCCCCUGCUCGGCCCAGCUCUGGCUCAUCCUGCUCCUGGCUGCCCUCAAUCCUCACUCCCCUCAGUGCCCAGGGCAGGAAAGGUUUGAGCUCAAAUCUCCAACCAAACCUCUCUGCUCUGGCUGCUCCUGACUUGGGCUGGGCUGUCCUGAGCCCUCCGGUGCAGGAGCAGCCCUGGGGCUUGUCCUGGCUGGAGGGCUGGGCUGGGCUGAGGCCUUUGGAGCUGGGAUGAGCCCCCCCAGAUUGGGAUCAGCCCCCCAGGCUGGGAUCAGCCCCCUUCAGAGCUCCAGCUCACUCUGGGGGUCCCCUGGAGGAGCUUUUUCCCCCCACCCAGAAUUUUCCUGCUUUUCUCCUCCUCCUGCUGCUGCUGCUGAGUGCUGCCACCCCUCUGGGCCCAUCCCGGGUCACUGUCCCCUGGGUGCUGUGACACCCCCAGCCACCCCACACCUCUCAUUCCCAGCGCUGGUGGCAGCUCUUUGGGACCACUUUGGGAUUGUGUCACGGACCAAAACGUCAGAGCACGUCCCUGUCCCCUUUCUCCUCCGGGCUCCAGAGCUCCUGGGGGGGAUCAGGGUUGGGUUAAACUGGAACUGGGCAGGGAGGGAGGAGCAGAGACCUCCAGAGGGUUCCGGGAGCAGGACCUGGGACAGUGGGGUGUCCCCAUACCAGGACUUGGGGACAGUGGGGGUGUCCCCCUGCCCGGAGCGCUGUGGGGCCAGGAGGCUCCCAGGGGGAAGCUCCACCUUCGUUAUUCCCACAGGAAAAUCGGGAAUAAGGGACCAAAGCAGCUGAGUGAGACAUUCCUUGGGCCACCUCCCUUCCUCGGGGGUUGGGAUUGGGGGCAGAGUCAACGCUGGGAAAAGGGAAUUGUGGCUGCAGUGGGAUUGGGGACGGGGAUUUGGGGUGACAGCGGGGCAGGAGCAGCCAGGAUGGGCUGCCCGGGGUGGGAAUCCCAGCUGGUGCUAAAACAGGGAGCACAAGGGCAGGGGGAGCCUCCUCUCCCUGCUGAAUCCUCUUCUUAAUCACGUUCUUGUCUGGGAAUGGCGGGGGGGAGCCUCAAUGUGAAUAAACCCUUUUUUAAUGGACCAAAUAACACAGGAAAUUCCCUUUUGGGAUACAGAUCUUUUUUUAAUCCUCCCUCAAAACCAUUGUCCCUAAAUUCUCCCCUCCCAUGCUCCUUUCACCCCCGCCAUGGGAAACAAACCUCUUACUGCUUGAUUUCUGCCUUUUCUCUCAACUUUAUGCACUUUUUUGCCUUUUUUUUCAUAGCUGAAAAGCACCUAAACCUGUAUUUAAAAUAAAUAAAUAAAUAAAUGAGUUAAAGAAAAAAAAGAAAUUACAAGGAAGAAGAACAAUUAGAAAGCUGAAUAAUUGCUUCUCAUCACGUGUAAAAUAGACCUCAUCCAUCCCAGCUUCCCUGGUUGUGUCUCAGUGCUGAGCUUAGAACGUGUUUUCCUCGGGAUCCGUCGCUUAAUUGGGGUUUUGUCCUUGUGUCCUCCUUCCUGGGUUGAGCACCCACCUGUAAAAAAAAAAAAAAUUACAAAAUUAUUUGGCCUUUUUAUCCAAAAAAAAAAAAGACAGAAAACGAAAACCCACGGAAUGGAACAACCCGACCAUCGAUUCUCUUGCUGGUUUACUCGGAUUGAAAAUAAAAGUUUAAUUUUUA